This is a messenger RNA of Ustilaginoidea virens, 276 nucleotides long. RefSeq lists its product as uncharacterized. The coding region runs from base 1 to 276 and encodes 91 amino acids. Gene Ontology annotation, biological process: mRNA splicing, via spliceosome; P-body assembly. NCBI's taxonomy places the organism in Eukaryota, Fungi, Ascomycota, Sordariomycetes, Hypocreales, Clavicipitaceae. The record is from RefSeq and is a predicted model, not a curated record. Gene Ontology annotation, molecular function: RNA binding. The transcript is spliced from 3 exons. Gene Ontology annotation, cellular component: Lsm1-7-Pat1 complex; P-body; U4/U6 x U5 tri-snRNP complex.
AUGGCCGACGCGGGCGACGGCGCCAGCCAUGUCUCGGAACCGCUGGAUCUGGUGCGACUCUUGCUGAACGAGGUGGUUUUUGUCAAGCUCAGAGGCGAUCGAGAGCUCAAGGGCAAGCUCCACGCUUACGAUAGUCAUUGUAACCUUGUGCUCGGAGACGUCGAGGAGACCAUCUACGCGGUUGACGAUGACGACGAGACCAUCAGCCGCAAGUCGGAAAUGCUGUUUGUUCGAGGUGAUAGUGUUGUCUUGGUAUCGCCGCAAGUCGCCUUUUAA